AUGGGCGACUCAGAGGCGAAAGCAAGACAAAAGAUGGCCGAAGCCGAGAAGAAAGGCAAAGGAGGCGGCGGGUUUUUUGGGAAAAUCUUCAGCGGCGGUGGCGGAGAGGAUCAAGCCGAUUUGUAUGUUCAGGCCGGUAACCUCUUCAAAAUGGCCAAAUUGUGGAAAGAGGCCGGAGAGGCUUUUUUGAAAGCCGCCGAGGUUCAUGGAUCGAGGGGAGACGCCAAGCACGAUUGUGCUACCCAAUAUGCCGAGGCCGCCAACUGUUACCGCAAAGUGAAUCCACAGUUGGCCGUUGAAUGCUUGACAAAGACAUCGGACAUCUACACGGAUAUGGGACGUUUCACGAUGGCCGCCAAGAAUCACACGACGAUCGCCGAAUUAUAUGAGACUGAAUGCCCCGAUACGGAAAAAUGCAUCGCUCACUAUCAAAAAGCCGCCGAUUAUUACAAUGGAGAGGAAAGCAAGAGUUCGGCCAACAAAUGUCUUGAGAAAGUUGCUCAUUAUGCAGCCGAGCUCGAGCAAUGGCGGAAGGCUAUCAAUAUCUACGAGCAAAUCGCUUUUUGGGAGGCUGAUCACUCGACGCUGAAGUACAACGCAAAAACGCAUUUCUUUAAGGCUCUCCUUUGCUAUUUGAAUCUUGAUCAGUUGGACACCACUCACGCGCUGAAGAGAUACGAAGACGCGAGUCCAAGUUUUGCCGAGACACGCGAAGCAAAAUUGGUUAAGGAGAUUCUGGCGACGCUCGAGGGUCAGAAUGAGGACGCAUUCACGGAAGCGGUCACAAAGUACAACAAAAUCUCACCACUGGACCCAUGGAUGACAAGUCUUCUCGUAAAGGUCAAGCGACAAAUCAGCCAUGGUGUCGAAGACGAGGACGAUCUGCGA
Molecule: messenger RNA, 888 nt
Organism: Mesorhabditis belari
Lineage: Eukaryota; Metazoa; Nematoda; Chromadorea; Rhabditida; Rhabditidae
Source: the annotation of a GenBank genome assembly